This is a messenger RNA of Pipistrellus nathusii (Nathusius's pipistrelle), 321 nucleotides long. The record is from the annotation of a GenBank genome assembly. NCBI's taxonomy places the organism in Eukaryota, Metazoa, Chordata, Mammalia, Chiroptera, Vespertilionidae.
AUGACGGUCAGAGUGAAGACCCCCCGGCGGACCCCCAUCAUGCCCACGGCCAACAUCAAGCUCCCCCCUGGCCUGCCCUCCUACCUCCCUGGGCAGGCACCAGGUGCCCAGGAGGCUGCAGCCCUAGUGAGGCGCCGAGAGACACCCGCCCGACGCCCGGACCAGGUACACUCCGUGUAUAUCACACCCGGUGCGCACCCGCCUGCGCAGGGCACUCAGGAGCCCCUGGACAAGGAUGACCAGCCACCGGGGGCCAAACGGAGGUACUCAGACCCCCCGACCUACUGCCUGCCCCCCACCUCCGGCCAGGCCAAUGGCUGA